Messenger RNA from Racocetra persica, 258 nucleotides. The record is from the annotation of a GenBank genome assembly. Lineage: Eukaryota; Fungi; Glomeromycota; Glomeromycetes; Diversisporales; Gigasporaceae.
GUUUGCUACCGUUGGACUUUUAGCCGCGUUCGUCGCGACCGUUGCUGCUGAACCAUACUACGAAAAACGUUACUAUGAACGUAACGCCGAACCAUACUACGAAAAACAUUACUAUGAACGUGACGCUGAACUAUACUACGAAAAACGUUACUAUGAACGUGACGCAGCACCUUACUACGAACGUGACGCCUACUAUGAACGUGACGCCAAACCCUACUACGAAAAACGAUACUAUGACGCAGCACCCUACUACGAACG